AUGGACGCCGAUCAGGCCUUCGAAAUCGUCACUAAUGGGAAAUCACUAGGAUGGUACUCCUACUACACAUUUGGGCUUCAAUUGACAACGCAGGUUCUUGUCGCUUUUCAAAUGUGUCUCAUGGUCAUCCUAACGCCGAUUUUGAAAAAUGAAGAAUGGCCCUGGCACCUGAGCGAGUUGCAAGUGUCUUUGGCAAGUUCAAUCUAUAUGCUUGGUGUCAUGGGUGGCAACUUUGUGAUGGGGAUCGUCGCUGAUACUUAUGGCCGCAAGCGCCCAUAUUUUGCAGUGCUUCCUUUGUUGAUUAUCCUUCAAGUAUUCGGAACGCUUUGCUGGUCUGUCAACUCUUUUCUUGCAUUUCGCCUUGUUUCCGGCUUUUUGACAGGCGGUCUUGGCCUCGUCGGUUUCGUUUACCAGCAAGAGUUGCUGCCAUCAAACGUCUGGGCCAUUUCUGGCAACAUUUCGCCAGGUGUAUUUGCAAUCGGAAUCGCUUUCCUCGCUCUUAUCGGACAAUUAUUUGACUCCUACUCUACGAUCCUCCUCAUUUCCAGUCUUCCUUUUAUUUUCUCGCUCUUGCCCUUAUUUAUUGGAAUCCCUGAAUCGCCGCGGUGGCUGCUUUCUCAAAACCGCAUUGAUGAAAGUGCUGCUGCUUUUGUCUUGCUCGCUAACAAGAAUGGCAUCAAGAUGGACCCACCUGAGUUAAAGUCCCCGCCUGCUGGUGAAGCCGCUGGAUGUAUGAUGAUUUUUAACAAAGCAGUAAUUUCCCGUGUAACGAUCAUGGGCAUUCUAUGGUUUUCCGCUUCUCUUUGCUAUUAUGGUUUGACUCUCAACCUAUCAGGACUUCAUCCUAAUCCAAACGUUUCUCUUUGCCUUUCUGGACUGGUCGAAAUUCCUUCCUACAUUAUUGCAUUUUACCUCAUGGAGUCCGAAUUCUUCGGCCGCCGUCGCUCAACUUCCCUUUCUUUCUUUGGCGUCUUUCUAGGCUGUUUCUCGACAAUCUUCGCACUCAUUCAUCACGCCGGUCAGGAAGGCUCUUCUUCCGCUGUCUUGGGAUCGGCGAUGUUUGGCAAGCUCUGCGUGGCAGCAGCAUUCUCCUGA
Messenger RNA from Oikopleura dioica, 1095 nucleotides. Lineage: Eukaryota; Metazoa; Chordata; Appendicularia; Copelata; Oikopleuridae. The record is from the annotation of a GenBank genome assembly.